CGGGUGGGCGGGAACACGAGUACGCGGGCCACCAAGCGGGCCUGCCAGGUGUAUGUCCGGGUAUGGUGGGCCAAGGGGCGCUCGGGUGCUGUGCGCCCGUCGACCCCGCGCUACUUUCUGCUGCCUGAGAGACCGAGGCCACCCUCAGGGCCCUACCCGGGCGGGGGCCGGCGACGUACGUGGGUCUGACAGCUGCCCUAACCCGGGUGCCCCCAGCUGUGCGGAGGCCUCAGCAGUGGCAGCAGCGAGAGCCGCCCGCCCGGCGGCUGCAGAGGUGUGAUAGGGGUGUCAGCUGCGCGGCAGGGCCCGAGGUGAUGCCCAUCCCUGUCUCCGGGUUGAGCCACAGCCUGCGGGAGUCCCGACCUGCGGUUUCUGGGAACGGCCACACACAACCCAGCUGUACCAGCAUGUGCCGGAGACACGCUGGCCCAUCGUGUACUCGCCGCGCUACAACAUAACCUUCAUGGGCCUGGAGAAGCUGCACCCCUUUGAUGCAGGAAAAUGGGGCAAAGUGAUCAGCUUCCUAAAAGAGGAGAAGCUUCUGUCAGAUGGCAUGUUGGUGGAGGCGCGCGAGGCCUCAGAUGAGGACCUGCUGGUGGUGCACACUCGACGUUAUCUCAAUGAGCUGAAGUGGUCCUUUGCUGUCGCAACCAUCACUGAAAUCCCCCCUGUCAUCUUUCUCCCCAACUUCCUUGUGCAAAGGAAGGUGCUGAAGCCCCUUCGGACCCAGACAGGAGGAACCAUAAUGGCAGGGAAGCUGGCCGUGGAUCGAGGCUGGGCCAUCAAUGUGGGCGGAGGCUUCCAUCACUGCUCCAGCGACCGGGGUGGGGGCUUCUGCGCCUACGCGGACAUCACGCUCGCCAUCAAGUUUCUGUUUGAGCGAGUGGAGGGCAUCUCCAGAGCCAUCAUCGUUGAUCUCGAUGCCCAUCAGGGCAAUGGGCAUGAACGGGACUUCAUGGGUGACAAGCGUGUGUACAUCAUGGACGUCUACAACCGUCACAUCUACCCUGGGGACCGCUUUGCCAAGCAGGCCAUCAGACGGAAGGUGGAGCUGGAGUGGGGCACAGAGGAUGAAGAGUACCUGGAUAAGGUGCGGAGGAACCUCGAGAAAGCACUCCAGGAGCAUCCGGCCGACGUGGUGGUGUACAAUGCGGGCACUGACAUCCUUGAGGGCGACCGCCUUGGGGGGCUGUCCAUCAGCCCCCAGGGCAUCAUGAAGCGGGACGAACUGGUGUUUCGGGUGGUCCGCGGCCACCAGGUGCCAAUCCUCAUGGUGACCUCCGGUGGGUACCAGAAGCGCACGGCCCGCAUCAUCGCCGACUCCAUCCUUAAUUUGUAUGGCCUGGGGCUCAUUGGGUCCGAAUCACCCAGUGUCUCAGCACAGAACUCAGACACACCUCUGCUGCCCCCGGAGGUGCCCUGACCAUGCAGCCCUCCUAAGCAGCUCCCUGUCUGCCUCUGCCCGGCCCUACCCUCAGUGCUUCUCCUUUUCUAACCGCACAGGGUGCUGGGGGCAGCGUCAGGGGUGCUGAGGGACAGGGCCCUGUCCCGGCCUGGUCUGGCCUUAGGGGCCUCCCGAGGGCAGCUCCCCCACAGUCCCCACUGGAUGUUGGAGGGUCUCCAGGCCCCUGCGUGGGUGGGAGCAGAAAGCAGGGCCUGAGCCCCUGGAAGGCCCCACAUGGGGUCACGGGUCUGCCCAGGCACUGCAGAGGCAGGCAGUUUGCCCAGAAGGAAGGAGGGCAGGUGAGGUCAUAGGGAGGCCCCCAGGGAUUAGGGUGUCCUGGUUUUCAAAAAUGGCAGACACAUUUCAGAAAGAAUAAGCUUCCAUUUCUGCCAUGGUUGGGCCUUUCCCCCUCCUCUUCAGUCAUGUGACUUGUUCCACUUUCUCCUCCUGCUGCAGGCAGGGUAAGAGGCACUGUGGGCGCCCGUUGGAGUGGGCUGGGGAGCCACAUGCCAGAGGCAGACCUCUGUGGGGGCCCUGCAUUCCUGGCCGGCAGGCAGGAGGCCUGGUCCUGGACGUGAGGGCGCUGGGGUCGGGGGUUCAGGGGGUUUUCCCAUCUGGCAUCCCCCUUCAAUAAAGCAGGAGUUGGACCUGCUUUCCCAGAGCCCCUCAGUGGUGAUGAGGGGAGGGGAGGCCUGAGGAGCCCCGAAUCCAUGGUUCAGCAAUGUCUUGCCUGUUCAGGUGAAGUGGCAGGUUUUGGGGGCAGAAUACUUGACUCAGGGAUGGGCCUCAGCACUGGGGCUUAAGGGGCGCCUCACCGUGGUGGUGAGGUGGCAGGAGAAAGGUGAGGCACAGCCAGGAAAACUAGGAUGUGGGCAGGUGGAAGCUGGGUCUGCAGAGUGUGAGGCCCCAGGCAGGGACCACGGGGCCGGGGAGGCCAGGCGGGGCCUCCUGGAGGGAGAGCAGAGGGUCCCCGUCACGGCCUGCGGGUCGUAAGGGUAGGGGCAGUGGUGGGGCCCUGGGUGGGGCUGCAGCCGCCAUUGGCCGCACCCAGAGUACCCAGGUGGUGGUCAUCUCCCUGACCGUGGUCCCAAGUGGGCCCUGACCUCUGAUCUGAGAGAUGCCCAGACCCUGACCUUGUCCUGAACUCUACUCUGAAGGGGACACUUGGGGCCCUAGGGAGCUGGGGGGGCAUCACCCCUCCAUUGCCUGGGUGUGUUCUUAAUGAUCAAAGGUGGGGGUGCGGUGGACCUGGGCCAUCCCCAUUCCUGACCAGCCCCAUCUGUGGCACUCGUGUUCAUUACCAUCUGGGGGUACCCCUGCAGCAUUGUCCUUUCUCCCUCACCUCUCCCUCUCCUGGGGAGAGGGGUUCCAAGACCACCAACGGUCAAAAGCACUGAGGUCCUGGACCAGACCCCGAGGCACUGACCACACACUUGGACCCCCUCCCCUGCCCCCUGCCCUUGCUGCCAUCCUAUCUGUAUCUGACUCGAGGCGCCUAACAUCCCUUCAUCUCCAACUCAGGCAUGCGUCUCCUGGGGGCAGGCGGUGGAUACGCUUUGUCACUGUUGAGCUUCUGUUUGUAGAGAACCAUAAAGACUGCUCUUGAUCGGA
Manis javanica (Malayan pangolin) is the source of this 3055-nucleotide messenger RNA. It is a transcript of the gene HDAC11, whose product is annotated as histone deacetylase 11. Gene Ontology annotation, biological process: epigenetic regulation of gene expression. The record is from RefSeq and is a predicted model, not a curated record. NCBI's taxonomy places the organism in Eukaryota, Metazoa, Chordata, Mammalia, Pholidota, Manidae. Gene Ontology annotation, cellular component: histone deacetylase complex. Gene Ontology annotation, molecular function: histone deacetylase activity.